This is a messenger RNA of Rhodamnia argentea, 1925 nucleotides long. RefSeq names its product disease resistance protein L6-like. Bases 303 to 1925 code for a protein of 540 amino acids. Gene Ontology annotation, biological process: defense response; signal transduction. The record is from RefSeq and is a predicted model, not a curated record. The transcript is spliced from 2 exons. Lineage: Eukaryota; Viridiplantae; Streptophyta; Magnoliopsida; Myrtales; Myrtaceae. Gene Ontology annotation, molecular function: ADP binding.
AAACUUAAAUUUGUUAUUGAAUGAAUGGGACCCGGAAGCUUCUAGCAUAGGUGGCAACCCAUUGACUGAUCAAUGGAGUCUUUUAGGAAAUUUCCCGGAAACUUCUUGGAUGACUCAAGGUGUUGACUAUAUUGACUCGAGGGAUAUUUGAAGACCAGGGCAUCCUUCCCUGUUUCCACGACGCCCGAGACUGAGAGGCUAUCAUGUUGAGAGACCGCGCCCAGAUCGAAGCACACCCAAAGCAAACUUUCCUUGAGAGAACGAGAGGGAUAUGAACAUCUGUGGUGUUUAAAGAUCCUACAAUGGAGAGAGGUUCGAAUUCACAGGCGUCAUCCGGACCUUCAUACGAGGUUUUUCUCAGUUUUCGUGGACCCGACACCCGUCAUGGAUUCACCGAUUGUCUUUACCACGGUAUGGUUGCGGCCGGGAUUCUCGUCUUUAGGGACGAUGAAUCCCUCCGUGUCGGUGAAAGAAUUGGUGGUGAACUUCUACGAGCAAUUGAGAAUUCCAAGAUCUACAUUCCCAUAUUCUCCACAAAUUAUGCUUCGAGCCCCUGGUGCCUCCGAGAGCUUGCAUACAUGGUCGAGUGUGCCUCGAAAUUGAAUGGGAACAAAGAGAUUCUGCCGAUUUUCUUUGACGUGGAACCUGUUGAUGUCAAGCUCAAAACAAACUUAUACAGACAGAAUCUUUCGCAGAUCCAGAAGACGUUUCGCAGUGAAGUAAAGUCAUGGGAAAAGGCUCUCAUUGAUGUGGGCAAGAGAAAAGGAUGGAACUUGAAGAAAGAUGAAGGCCAAGGAAAUCUGAUCCAAUCGGUAAUUCAAGCUAUCUUGGCUAAGCUGAAUGUCAGUUAUAAAAAUGUGACUGAACAUCUAGUUGGAGUUGAUGAUCGUGUAGAAGCUAUAAUCAAGAUGUUGGAUGUGAAAUCAGAUAGUGUGCAGUUCCUCGCAAUACAUGGAAUGGGCGGUGUUGGCAAAACAACACUAGCCAAAGUCGUCUUCAACCGACUGUCUUCUCAGUUCCAAGGCUGCAAUUUCCUUUCAGAUGUUCGAGAGUCCUCAGAACGACAUGGCCUGGUAUAUUUGCAAAAACAAUUGUUGUCCAAGUUUCUUGAUUCUGGUUCUGUCAACCAAAUUUAUGACGUGGAUGGUGGGAUCAACAUGAUUAAGAGGGUACUUUGUAAUAAAAAAGUUCUGAUUGUUCUAGACGACAUUGAUGAAGACAAGCAACUGAAAAGUCUGGCAGCAAAAGAAAAUUGGUUCGGUUCUGGUAGUAGGAUUAUCAUUACUACUAGAUACAAAAAUGUUCUAAUGAUUGAUGGAGAAUCAAUAGGUGAAGGCCCUUUGAAGUCUGCUAAUAUUUCAACUUAUGAAGUACAUGAAAUGGAAUUUCAUCAUGCACUUAAGCUUUUCAGUAGACAUGCCUUCAGGAGAGAGACUCCACCCGAUGAUUAUGUCUCCCUUUCGGAAAAAGUUGUCUCCACUUUGGGAAAGCUUCCUUUAGCUCUUGAAGUGACAGGUUCAUCCCUUUCAACUAAAUCUCAAGAAUUUUGGGUAGACACUUUGAAGAAGCUAGAAAAAGCUCCUUCCAAAGAAGUGCAAAAAACAUUGAUGAUAACUUAUGAAAGGUUAGAUGAUGCACAAAGGCAAGUAUUUCUGGAUAUAGCUUGUUUUUUUGUUAACGAGGACAAAACCUACCCAUUCUACAUGUGGGAUGAUUGUGAAUGCUUCCCAAACAAUACCAUUGAAGUCCUCUGUCUCAUGUCCUUGAUAAAAAUCAAAGAUGGCAAUACUUUUUGGAUGCAUGACCAAGUACGGGACCUCGGAAGGGCAAUUGUGCACGAAGAAAAUUUCAAAGAUCCUUGCGAGCGUAGCAGGGUGUGGAAUCAUCGGGAAGCCCCGAGCAUUCCGAAGGCGAAAGAGGUAUAG